GUAUUUUUAAAACAGUGAUACUAAAAUCAAUUUGCCCGAGGCCCGAAAAAUAUCACACAAAGCAACUUGACAUACUUGUUAUUUUAGUUUAGGUAUAGUACCAAUACCUACCAAACAACAAAAUCGUUUUGAAAAUCUGUACAUAAUUUGAGUUUUUAAGUAAUAAUAGAGUUUUAAUAAUUUUAUAUAAAAAUAAAAGUUUUCUGUAUUGACCAUAGAACUAAUCUUUCUGCGUCCAACGAGUUUUUUAAGUUUUGAAACUGCUGACAUAGUUAAGUGUAAUUUUACCGAUAGGAAAUUAGUGCGAUGACGGCAGUUAACGAAGAAGAAUAUGGUAAUAUGCUAUUAACUGAACCGAUUUCGCCUAGUUCUAGCGAUACGAAGUCACCACCCGCUUACGGGGGUAUCAGUGAUAACAACAAUUAUCUGAACCCGGAGGAUAAGCAAUCUAAUUUAAAGGAAUCACAAUACAGUUCUCAAUACAAGUUCGACGAUAGUCAUAUGUUUCAGCACAUGGAUCACCUACCAAUACCUAGAUGGAAUGAAAAAUCCAACGAAAAUUAUACAUACGACCCGAACAAUCCAGUGGUUGUUAAUUAUGAAAGACCAUAUUUUAGCGUUCAUGUUCCGUUUGAAAUAACGCCUGCAGAGGAAAAUAACUCCCUACCUAUCAGCACAAAAGAUUGUGAAAAAAGUCCUCGACCUCUUCCAAGUCCGAAAGUAACAAAUAUCAAUAAUCCCAAAAGAGCCAGAACCGCCUAUACGUCUUCUCAACUAGUUGAAUUAGAAAAAGAAUUCCAUUACAAUAAAUACCUUUGCCGUCCUAGAAGAAUUCAAUUAGCACAAACCCUUAACCUCAGUGAAAGACAAAUCAAAAUAUGGUUUCAAAAUAGAAGAAUGAAAUACAAAAAAGAUCAAAAGAACAAACCUGGUUCGCCUGAUCAUAGAGCGUCUCCGGUAAUAUCUUCAUCUUCUAAUAAUUCAAGUCCUGGUUCUAAAUCUAGGCUGCAACCCAAAUCUGAAGAUAACGCACUAGUAGAUCGUCUGUUAAAUCAUUCAGUCGCAGCUCAAAAUCAGUAUAUACCGCAGACUUUGCCAAAUUACAGCUCACCUACUUAUUGUCCACAGUGGGAUCGAGAAAGACCGAGUUAUUCCGGCCAAUACCUUCCAAACUGUGGAACCAACAUGUACAUAGAAACUCAAGUAGAAAAUGGUUAUUCGUAUAACUCCAACAUAAAUUAUUAUCCUAUUAAUAGUUAUGAAACAUACCAAGAUGAUGGCAACAAACCUCUUUACCAACCUUAUUUAACGGUUAAAAAGGAAGGAGGAUCUAGAUUAGUUGGAGAGGAACAUGUAGAUCACGUCGCGUAUGAACACAGAUCUGAUUUUAAUAACGGAAUAAAUAUUCAAUGGGAACAAGGACAUUUGGGAAACAUUACUCCUCCAGAUAGUUUGACCCCCUUGUGAUUCAAAUUAAUUUUAAGGUACUAUUAUUUUAUGCGCUUGAUUAUUGUAAUUUAUACAUUUUUAUAAAAUAAAAUUUAUAUUGUUGUUAGGUUUUAUCACUUCUUUUG
Molecule: messenger RNA, 1574 nt
Organism: Psylliodes chrysocephalus
Lineage: Eukaryota; Metazoa; Arthropoda; Insecta; Coleoptera; Chrysomelidae
Source: the annotation of a GenBank genome assembly